This is a messenger RNA of Ochotona princeps (American pika), 1422 nucleotides long. It is a transcript of the gene SLC39A2, whose product is annotated as solute carrier family 39 member 2. Gene Ontology annotation, molecular function: zinc ion transmembrane transporter activity. Gene Ontology annotation, cellular component: plasma membrane. Gene Ontology annotation, biological process: zinc ion transmembrane transport. Bases 256 to 1185 code for a protein of 309 amino acids. The record is from RefSeq and is a predicted model, not a curated record. NCBI's taxonomy places the organism in Eukaryota, Metazoa, Chordata, Mammalia, Lagomorpha, Ochotonidae. The transcript is spliced from 4 exons.
UUCUGGUUUUGAAGCUCAGGGAAGGCAUGAGUCAGGGGAGGGGCCUCCUUAGACGGGGAGGGCAGGAAGCUGGGGCAGGGCUCUUGAUAAGCUGUGCAAUGCUAUGCAGGCAGAGGCAAUCCAGGACAUAGAGAGGAUACCAGGAGCCUCCCGAACUCAGGCAAGUGGAUAUUCCAGCGUUGACCUCCUCCAACAUCCCACCUGCUCCAAAGAUUUAGAGCUCAGCCUGAGGUCCAUCUUUUCCUGCAUCCAGACAUGGAGCCACUACUAGGAGUAAAAAUUGGCUGCUUGUUGGCCCUCCUGGCUCUCACCCUGGGCUGUGGACUUAUUCCCAUUUGCUCCAAAUGGUUCCAGAUUGAGGCAGCUACAGGUCGUCACCGCCGGGUUCUCAGCCUCCUGGGCUGUGCUUCUGCCGGUGUUUUCCUGGGAGCAGGGUUCAUGCACAUGACCGCUGAAGCCCUGGAGGGAAUUGAAUCAGAGAUCCAGAAGUUCACAGUGCAGAACAAGACCGAGAAUGAGACGAAUUCUUCCUUUAAUGACAGUUCAUUUCUGACAGAAUAUCCCUAUGGAGAGCUUGUCAUCUCCCUGGGCUUCUUCCUGGUCUUCCUCGUGGAGUCACUGGCCCUGCAGUGCUGCCCUGAGGCCACUGGAGAAUCUACCAAGAGGGAGGAGGAAUGGAAUGGAGUGCACGGGCUUGCUUUCCAUAGCCAUGCGCGAAGACCCGCUCCUUCCCGGGGCCCUCUUCGAACCCUCAUUCUCUUGCUCUCGCUCUCCUUUCACUCAGUGUUUGAAGGCCUAGCCGUGGGCCUGCAGCCCACCAUAGCAGCCACUGUACAGCUUUGUCUCGCAGUCCUGGCUCACAAGGGGCUUGUGGCCUUCGGGGUGGGACUGCGACUGGUGCAGAUAGGCACCAAGCCACGAUGGGCCAUGUUCUCCAUGUUGGCCUUAGCUCUCAUGUCUCCCCUAGGUCUUUCACUAGGACUGGCUGUGGUUGGAGGAGACGCCGGAGGGGCACAGGGUUUGGUUCAGGCCCUGUUAGAGGGUGUGGCAGCUGGCACUUUCCUCUAUGUCACCUUCCUAGAAAUUCUGCCCCAGGAAUUAGCUGAUCCAGAUGCCCCUCUGGUCAAAUGGGCCUGUGUAGCUGCUGGUUUUGCUUUCAUGGCCUUUAUUGCUUUAUGGGCCUGAGAAAUUCCUGACAUUUCUGGUGGACCUACCAGGGGGACUACUUGCUCCCAGGAGAAACCACCCAAGUAAUCUCGAGGCGUCCUCUGUAGGGAAGAGAUUGCACCUUUUCUCCACUUCUCAGGACUUGGAACGUUUCCCUUGUUUACGCUGAGAGACUCUUUUCUGGAGAACUGGUGUAAAGACCCUCACUGCAGAGCUGAAUUGUCCCAUUACACUAUUAUGCAUAAUAACAUGUCC